Molecule: messenger RNA, 1717 nt
Organism: Salvelinus fontinalis (brook trout)
Lineage: Eukaryota; Metazoa; Chordata; Actinopteri; Salmoniformes; Salmonidae
Product: retinoschisin-like
Exons: 6
Coding region: 167-859 (230 amino acids)
Source: RefSeq, a predicted model, not a curated record
CAUUUUCCCAACUGGCCCUCAACAGAUGAGGGAGGGACUUUGUGAGGAGAUAAAGGGUAUUACUGGCCAUUAGUGUCCUGUGGAUUAUCAUAAUCCAGCCCUAGUGCUGUCAGAGUGGCUACAGUAAAGUGCCUCAGUGUGGUCCUGUCACUGUGUAGGCUUGAAGAUGGAAUCCCAUGGACAGUGUAUUCUUUUGGCCCUCCUGCUUGUCUCCAACGUUCUAAUCCGUGUACACGCUCAGGAGGGGGAGGAAGUGACUGAGACAUGGACAGGACGAGCCUGUAAGUGUGACUGUGAGGGGUCAGAAUCCCCAACCCAGUUCACCUCCCUCUCCCCCACCCCACCACGUGUCAUGGAGUGUAUGCCAGAGUGUCCGUACCACAAGCCCCUGGGGUUGGAGGCUGGCUCAGUCAGACCAGACCAGAUCAGCUGUUCCAACGAGGACCAGUACACUGGCUGGUUCUCCUCCUGGCUCCCCAGCAAUGCCAGACUCAACAACCAGGGCUUUGGGUGUGCAUGGCUGUCUAAGUUCCAGGACAACAGCCAGUGGUUGCAGAUUGACCUGAAGGAGGUGAUGGUGGUGUCUGGUAUCCUGACCCAGGGGCGCUGUGACGCUGACGAAUGGAUCACCAAGUACAGCGUCCAGUACCGCACCGACCAGAAUCUCAACUGGAUCUACUACAAGGACCAGACGGGGAACAACAGGGUGUUCUACGGGAACUCGGACCGCUCCUCCUCGGUUCAGAACCUCCUGCGUCCUCCCAUGGUAACUCGCUACAUCCGUUUACUCCCUCUGGGCUGGCACACACGUAUCGCCAUCCGCAUGGAGCUGCUGCUCUGCAUGAGCAAGUGUACCUGAUUCUGUCUGUCCUGACGACCAGGGUCACACUCAGCAGGGUACAACACCGUGGAACGUUCAGACAGAAAAUGUAAUGAUUAGAACUAACAUGAUUCUACAUGAAUACACAGUCAUAUUGGUUCUACACAAUAUAUUUCUAUGUGAAGGUCCUGUAAUGAUACACCAUCCUGAACAGGCCCAAGGAGAGCCCUGGUCGUUCCCCUGGUCGUUCCCCUGGCUGUUCUCCUGGAUGUUCCCCUGGCUGUUCUCCUGGAUGUUCCCCUGGCUGUUCUCCUGGAUGUUCCCCUGGCUGUUCCCCUGGCUGUUCCCCUGGCUGUUCCCCUGGCUGUUCUCCUGGAUGUUCCCCUGGCUGUUCCCUAUGCCAAAGUGGAAUCUACUGCUCUGGAAAUCUUUGUUUCCUUUCCUUCCCCAAAACGGUUAAGUAAUAUCACUCUCCCAGGAAUUGGUUUUAUGUGUGAAAAGGUCCAUUCUGUUUUCAGAUCAGAUGUGUUACAACAGUUUUAUUUAUGAUAAUUUUUUUACAAUGAACAAAAAGGGGUGGAUGGCCAGUUGUUUCCACUUGGGUGAGGAAGAGGAGAUAAAUACAUGCUUAUGAACCGACAAACCCAGAGAAAUUGGGGAUGAUUAUGUGAUGAGGAAAGCUCAGAGAAAGAGAACACUACCAGUCCUGUGGUUAACUGGAUGUUGUGUACUGUACUGUGCUGUGUUGUGUACUGUACUGUGUUGUGUGUGUGGAUUCUGAUGUAGUUUGUGACAGUGAUGUAGAGAGUCCAGUGGAGGUAUCGUUCGUUGCUUGUUUUAUUGUAUUCAUUUAAAGUUGACCAAAACCAGUUCCUGAAAUAAAGACAAACUCUUGUA